Folsomia candida is the source of this 2489-nucleotide messenger RNA. RefSeq names its product caspase-1. Gene Ontology annotation, cellular component: cytoplasm. Lineage: Eukaryota; Metazoa; Arthropoda; Collembola; Entomobryomorpha; Isotomidae. The transcript is spliced from 10 exons. The record is from RefSeq and is a predicted model, not a curated record. Gene Ontology annotation, biological process: apoptotic process; proteolysis. The coding region runs from base 264 to 2294 and encodes 676 amino acids.
AAAAACUAAACCUGACCGGAGAAGCUUACGAAGUUGUCGAUGCUCUUUCGUUCUUUGGCAAGAAGGACAAAAGUCCGGAAGGGAAUAAUGGCAAUUCAGAGCCAGAAAAGAUGGAUGAUGGCGAUUCGAAGGGAUUUUGUUGAUGUGCAAUGCAAUACAACGCAACAACAGUUAUCAAAGUGAUCAUAGACCAGUAACAAUAAACAGUUUUGUAGUGAACAAUUAAAACUUGAGUGCAGUGUUAAAGUUAAUACUCGUGCAAAAUGUCGUGGUUUGAAAAUCCUGGUGUUGAAACCUUCAACGGUUUAAAGAUGUCCGACUUAUCCGUCGAUGAGGCGUGGCUUAUCGUAUCUUCCUCAUCAUCCGUCCCUCUUUGGUUGUACAGUUUGUCAGAAAAUUGCCAUCAUUGUCCAUUCCAACGGUAUUCGAAUGACCCAAUUCUUCCCAACGCUUCAAAUGGAACGUCCUUUAAAAUUAGUUCCACAUACGACUCUCGAUACCGUUUGCGGACCGAUGGAAAUGCGAGCCUGGUUUCUGAUGGGGGAGACGAUCCAGGGUCGAUAUGCCAAGUUUCCUUGUCCCCAGGAGAGUUUGGGGUGUACGAGUUAUUGGCGACCCCAAGUCAGAAUAAGUCUAGAUUUAACUGUUCAAUUACAACUCACGUCAACCCGGUGAACAUUUACUAUCCACUUUUCAUAUUUCUGGCAUCAUUUCUCACUUUGAUUGUGGGAAUCUUGCUGGUUAAAACAUACAAAGAUAGCAUGAGACGCCUCCUAUGUCGAAUAAAUCCAUGGAAUGCCGACUCUCCCGAGGUCAAUUCUUCGUCCUCACCUAAUACUGACGAAGCGUCGCUGCUACCUGGACCUUCAUCUCCAUCUACUUCCGAGCCGAGUCAAAGUCCUCCUUCAAAAAAGAAAGGUAAAAAACGGCCUGCUAAACGAAAGGACGAUAAUAUUGGAGAAAGUACAACAGGCACUGAUUCUACAUCGCCGGUAGAGCCAAUUCCUUCGUGUUCGUCGACCCCUUCAAGUCCCCGUGACCAGCAGGAAGAAGAACCUGUUCAAAACACGUCUCCACGAGAACGGUUAUCCUGUCUGGAUGCUUUCAGAGGGAUAUGUAUCGUCAUCAUGAUAUUUGUUGACGACGGAGGUGGUCUCUACUAUUUUUUCGAGCAUUGCACCUGGGAUGGAUUAUACGUAGCGGAUUUGGCCUUUCCCUGGUUUUUAUGGGUGAUGGGAGUUUGCAUCCCAAUUUCAAUCCACGCCCAGAAACAGCGUCGAAUGUCACAUUCAACAAUUUUAUCCAAAAUUUGUACCCGUUCCUUGAAAUUGGUCCUUAUUGGCAUUUUUAUUAUCAACACGACCUCAAAACCAAACCCUGCACAGCUUGGGAGCGUCCGAAUUCCAGGAGUACUUCAAAGACUUGGAGUUUCAUAUUUUGCUGUGUCCAUCCUCGUUUUGUACUUUUACUCAGAAGAUGUCGAGGGCAACAAUGAAACUGAAACUGAAAAUCAAACGCCACGACCACGACGCCCAUCUCCUCCACGCCAUGCUAAAAUAACACCCUGGAUCAUCAUUUUACUCUGCGUUGUACUUCAUACGUGUAUAAUUUUUUUCCUCCCCGUACCCGGAUGUCCAACCGGAUACCUUGGCCCUGGAGGUCUCCACUUAAACAACAAAUACUCUCCAAACUGUAUUGGCGGAGCUACCGGCUACGUCGACAAGUUGUUCUUCACUAAGGAACACAUUUAUCAAUGGCCAACUGCGAAAAAGGUUUACAAUUCUGGAUCAUUUGACCCCGAAGGAAGUUUAGGAUUGUUAACAAGCUUCUUCCAAGUCUGGCUCGGUGUCCAGCUUGGCGUCACAUUUCUCUCAUUUCAAGAACCAUCCGAGAGAUUGAAACGAACUCUUGGUUGGAGUUUGCUAUGCGUCACAACUGGUCUAAUUUUAUCUGGUGGUCUGGAAAACACGGGAUGGAUUCCGGUCAACAAGAAUUUGUGGUCGUUAUCAUUUGUCUUGAUAACUUCCGGUUUUGCGUACCUCUUGGUCGCCAUUCUGUACGUUUUGAUUGAUAUUAAAGGAUAUUGGACUGGGUUUCCUUUCCUGGAAGCGGGCAUGAAUUCAAUCCUGCUUUACAUGGGUCAUGAAGUUUUUCAGAAUUCUCUCCCCUGGAAUUUUACUUUUGGAAGAAUGUCCACCCAUUUUAGACAUCUUGUCGAAAAUGUCUGGGGGACGUGUUUGUGGGUGGUGAUUUCUGUGUACCUCUAUCGCAAAAAGAUGUUCCUUGUUUUGUAGUAGUAAGCAAGUGAUAGUUGUAUUUAUUUAGGAAUUGGUACAGUUAAAAACAUGCCAUGUACAUGCAUAUAUUUGAUUGAUAGUCUAUGUUGUAAUCUUGGGUAUUUAAUUAUGGGUGAGUGACAUUUGAGUGGAUUGCAUCAAUUGACAUUAUAAUGGAUUUGCUUACUCAAUAAAAAUGUGUUAUCGAGAUAA